AUGAGUGUCGUCGGUAUCGAUUUCGGUGCCCAGAGCACCAAGAUUGGUGUUGCCAGAAAUAAGGGUAUUGACAUUAUCACCAAUGAAGUUUCCAACAGAUCGACUCCGUCUCUCGUCGGAUUCAGCGCGAGAAGCAGAGCCCUCGGUGAGGCCGCAAAGACACAGGAGACCUCGAACCUGAAGAACACUGUCGGCAACCUCAAACGCCUUAUCGGCCGUUCCUUCAACGACCCCGAUGUUCAGAUCGAGCAGGAGUAUAACACAGCAGCUCUCUGUGACGUCAAUGGCCAGGUCGGUGCCGAAGUCAGCUACCUGGGCAAGAAAGAGAAGUUCUCUGCCGUCCAGCUGGUGGCCAUGUACUUGACCAAGAUCAGGGACAUCACCUCUUCCGAGUUGAGGCUCCCCGUUUCCGAUGUCACCAUCAGUGUUCCCGCUUGGUUCACCGAUGUCCAGCGUCGGGCCAUGCUUGACGCCGGUGAGAUUGCCGGUCUCAAGGUGCUCCGCUUGGUUAACGACACCACCGCCACCGCCCUUGGAUACGGUAUCACCAAGCUCGACCUCCCCAACGCCGAUGAGAAGCCUCGCCGGGUCAUGUUCGUCGACAUCGGUCAUACCGACUACACUGCUUCGAUUGUUGAAUUCCGUAAGGGCGAGCUCAACGUCAAGUCGACCGCUUAUGACCGUCACUUUGGUGGUCGGAACUUCGACCGUGCUCUGACUGAGCACUUCGCCAACGAGUUCAAGCAGAAUUUCAAGAUUGACGUCCGCACUCACCCCAAGGCCUGGGCCCGGACUCUCGCCUCUGCUGAGAAAAUGAAGAAGGUUCUGUCGGCCAACCCGGCCGCCCCCAUGAACAUCGAGUCGCUGAUGGAGGACGUUGAUGUCCGUACCAUCGUCAAGCGUGAGGAGCUUGAGGUCAUGAUCCAGCCCUACCUCGAGCGUGUCACUAGCCCCAUUGAGGAGGCUCUUGCUGAGGCUAAGCUGACCACUGACGACAUUGAUUUCGUCGAGAUGGUUGGUGGUAGCACCCGUGUGCCCGCUAUCAAGGACGCCGUCUCCAAGUUCUUCGGCGGCAAGACCCUCUCUUUCACUCUCAACCAGGAUGAGGCCAUUGCUCGCGGCUGUGCCUUCACCUGCGCUAUCCUCUCUCCUGUCUUCCGUGUCCGCGACUUCUCGGUGCACGACAUUGUGAACUACCCCGUUGAGUUCACCUGGGAGCAGUCUCCCGAGAUCCCGGAUGAGGACACCAGCCUGACCGUCUUCAACCGGGGCAAUGUCAUGCCUUCCACCAAGAUCCUCACUUUCUACCGCAAGCAGCCUUUCGACCUCGAGGCUCGCUACGCCAACCCCGACCAGCUCCCCGGCAAGAUCAACCCUUGGGUUGGUCGCUUCUCCGUCAAGGGUGUCCAGGCUGACGCCAACGACGACUUCAUGAUCUGCAAGCUCAAGGCUCGUCUGAACCUGCACGGUAUUCUCAAUGUUGAGUCUGGUUACUACGUUGAGGAUAUGGAGGUUGAGGAGCCCGUUCCCGAGGAGGGCGAUGCCAUGGAGACCGACAAGGCUGAUGGCGAGCAGCCCAAGAAGACCCGCAAGGUCAAGAAGCAGGUCCGCAAGGGCGAUUUGCCCAUCGCCGCUGGCUCCACUGGCAUUGACCAGUCGGUCCGGGAGGCUUUCACUGAGCGUGAGAACGCUAUGUAUAUGGAGGACAAGCUGAUUGCCGAGACCGACGAGAAGAAGAACGAGCUCGAGGCCAGCAUCUACGAGCUCCGUGACAAGAUUGACGGUGUCUACGCCGAGUUCGCCAGUGAGGAGGAGAAGGACAAGCUUAAAUCCAAGCUCCUUGACACCGAGGACUGGCUCUACGAAGACGGCGAGGACACUACCAAGUCGGUUUACGUUGCCAAGAUGGAUGAUAUCCGCUUCAUUGUCGGCCCCAUUAUCCAGCGUUACAAGGAGAAGGCUGAUGCUGAGCGUCAGGCCAUCCUGAAGGCCGAGGAGGAAGAGCUCGCCAAGAAGCGUGCUGAGCAGGAGGCCCAGCGUAAGGCCGAGGAGGAGGCCAAGAAGGCGCAGGAAGCCCAGCAGGAGCCCAAGGCCGACUCUGAGAUGCAAGACGCACCAGCCGAGGGUGAGGCCGCUUCCACUGAGGAACAGAAGCAGUAA
This is a messenger RNA of Aspergillus ruber CBS 135680, 2160 nucleotides long. It is a transcript of the gene hsp88, whose product is annotated as Hsp70 chaperone Hsp88. Gene Ontology annotation, biological process: protein folding. Gene Ontology annotation, cellular component: nucleus; cytosol. The transcript is spliced from 5 exons. The coding region runs from base 1 to 2160 and encodes 719 amino acids. The record is from RefSeq and is a predicted model, not a curated record. NCBI's taxonomy places the organism in Eukaryota, Fungi, Ascomycota, Eurotiomycetes, Eurotiales, Aspergillaceae. Gene Ontology annotation, molecular function: ATP-dependent protein folding chaperone; ATP binding.